UCUUUAAUUAAUUUCCACACUACAAUCCACAAAAAUCAAAAUCUCCUCUUUUUCCAAAUCCUCUCUACUCUAGUAUUCUGAUUUGUUUUUUCCUCUUGUUUUCCUUUUUCUACAAAUGGUUCCAUCAAAGUAUGGCCAUAGAUUCUUCAAAUUCAGGAGCCCAGUUUGUCCCAGCAUGUUGUGUAGCCAAUUCCUUUUCUAAACACACUACUUUUCAUCAACACUAAUAAAAUCAUCCUCUUUCAUCCACAACUAUCUUCAACCAUAGCUCUAUUAUUCCCUAAUUAACCUUAAUACAUAGUUUUAAGUUAACCUUUUUCCCUUUGUCGAAUCAAUUAUACCAAAUGGUUGGGAAACGUUUGUAUGAGGUUUCAUGUGGAGUAGUUGGAAUGGCAUGGGUUAUGCUUAGCGUUGACUAUUCAAGACUCUUCUGGCUAUUGUUUCGUGUCUUCUCUUAUGAGAGUCAUGCGUGGAAGCCUCGGAUCAUCUAGCACUUCAUUCAUUCCAUCAAUUUCAUCUUAUAGUAAUCACCACAUAUACAUACAGGUUCAGAUCAUAUAAUAUAUAUCCAUAGUAAUAAGAAUAUGUUUUCUUAUUGAGUUUUCUAUUAAUUAAUAUAUAAAUAAUAAGGUGUUCAAGUUAAGUCAGAAAAUAAUUGUUGUUAGCUAGUGUUGUUGAGCUAUCUAUCAUAUCUGGAGCCAUGUACAAGAAGGGGAGAAUAGUUGGAUGCAAUAAUGGUACUGCUAAUAAUGGAGCCAUAGCUCAGUUUGGAUAUGUUGAGACUGAUCCAUCUGGAAGAUAUGGCCGUUUCAGAGAUGUUUUGGGGAAAGGAGCAAUGAAGGUAGUGUAUAGGGCAUUUGAUGAAGUGCUUGGAAUAGAAGUGGCUUGGAACCAAGUCAAACUUGGUGAUGUUUUUCAUUCACCAGACCAAUUACAACGUCUUUAUUCAGAGGUCCAUCUUCUCAAGAACCUUGACCAUGAAUCAAUCAUGACCUUCCAUGACUCUUGGAUCGAUGUCCACUCUAGAUCCUUCAACUUCAUCACUGAAUUGUUCACCUCUGGCACCCUAAGAGAGUAUAGAAAGAAGUACAAGAGAGUAGACAUAAGAGCAAUUAAGAAUUGGGCAAGGCAAAUUCUAAGGGGAUUGGAGUAUUUACACAGCCAUGAUCCACCAGUGAUUCAUAGAGACAUAAAAUGUGACAACAUAUUUGUGAAUGGGCAUUUGGGUGAGGUCAAGAUUGGUGACUUAGGCCUUGCAGCAAUUCUUCGUGAUAGUUCACAACAUGCACACAGUGUCAUUGGUACACCGGAAUUUAUGGCACCUGAAUUGUAUGAAGAGGAAUACAAUGAGCUUGUUGAUGUCUAUUCAUUUGGGAUGUGUAUGAUUGAGUUGUUCACUUCUGAGUUCCCAUACAGUGAAUGCUCCAACCCAGCUCAAAUUUACAAGAAAGUUACUUCAGGGAAGCUACCAAAUGCCUAUUACAGAAUCAAUGAUUUGGAGGCCCAAAGAUUUAUUGGAAAGUGUUUGGCAAAUGUCAUAGACAGGCUGCCAGCAAAGGACCUCUUGUUGGACCCAUUUUUGGCAAUGGACCAACUUCACUCACCACUACAAAGCCCAAGCCCAAGAUCAAGCCCAACAUUACUCAAUUUCAUUGCCAAAGAGAAGAAGAAACCUUCAAUCAUGACUGAAGAAACAAAGGGCACACACAUGACAAUAACAGGCUCCAUGAAUGAAGAGGAUGACACAGUUUUCCUUAAAGUUCAAAUUUCCAACCAAAGUGGGAGCACAAGAAACAUAUACUUCCCAUUUGACACCAUAAAUGACACAGCCAUUGAUGUGGCAAUGGAGAUGGUUAAAGAACUUGAAAUUAGUGACUUGGAACCAAUGGAGAUUGCUGAAAUGAUAGAAGAAGAGGUAUCAGCUUUGGUUCCAACAUGGAGGGACUUGGGAAAUUCUAUUAAGUAUCAAAGACAACAUAGCUUUAGCUAUGAACAAGAAGAAGAUGAUUAUGAUGAUGAUGAUGAUGAUGUUAGCAAUAAUCACAAUCCUUUCUUCUCAUUGUCUUCUCCCUCUUCCUCUCAUGGUUCUCUCCCAAUGCUUUACCAAAAUAUUACACAAAUUGGUGGAAACCAUUACCCACUUUCUCAUGAUUUGCCUCAAGAUGAUCCCCUUAUGAAUGAUGAUGCAAGCUCUCAAAGUUCUUUGGAUUCCUUCAAGUAUUCCCAUUUACACUACUUGGACGCAAGCAAUGAAGAUAAUGAUCAUGUUUCAACUCUUCUAACUAUCAACAACAAGUGCACAAGAUUUUGCCCUAGAGAAGAGGUGGUGGAGGCUGAUUUCACCAACCAGUUUUGCAACAUCAGAAUGGAUCCUUGCAGUAGGUACCAUAAGCCUAUGGUAGGGCAUGGAUUCCCAAGACUAACUAGGAUUCAAUCAUAUGUUGAUGUGAGGAGGCAACAAAUACAGACAUCAUUGGUGGAGGAGAUACAUAAAAGAAGGAUGUUCAAGACUGUUAAUGCCAUUGAGAACAUUGGAUUUCAGAAUCCCAAAUGAGUCAUCAACGUUUUCAAAGCUUGGUUUUGUCACACUCUAGUGACUUGGUUGUUUUCAAAAGUUGAAGGCUUUCUUAGAAAUUAAGAAAAAAAAAAUAUUUUCUUCCUUUUAUGUAGUUUUGUGUGUGUGUGUGUGUGUUUUUUUUUUUUUUUUUGCUUAUCACUUUUAAUUUGUUGUCUUGCUUUAUGAAGUCUGUUAGUAUAUUUGUAAAGCAUACGGACUCACCAGAAAGUUGCACAAUAUUGUGAAAACCUUGUAAUAUAUUUCAGUUAUGUCUA
This is a messenger RNA of Arachis stenosperma, 2832 nucleotides long. Its product is annotated as probable serine/threonine-protein kinase WNK5. The coding region runs from base 701 to 2554 and encodes 617 amino acids. Gene Ontology annotation, cellular component: cytoplasm. The transcript has 7 exons. The record is from RefSeq and is a predicted model, not a curated record. Gene Ontology annotation, molecular function: ATP binding; protein serine/threonine kinase activity. Lineage: Eukaryota; Viridiplantae; Streptophyta; Magnoliopsida; Fabales; Fabaceae. Gene Ontology annotation, biological process: intracellular signal transduction; protein phosphorylation.